AUGAAGAUUUCUUUCGGGGAGCGCCUGCUGAUCUGGUUCUACAAAUGCGUUAAUGCUGUUGUUCCAUGGCAUCGCCUGCCCAAGUACAUAGGAAGCUUCAAUCUCCUUGCCCUUCGGAUUGAACUCCGCGCUGAGAACCUCCACGAUACAUAUCCGUCCUGGGAAUAUCAAGGAAACACAAAGUCAGACCAGCUACUGGAUACCAAAGACCUAUGUGUACGGAACUCCGAUGGCAAAUUCAAUGACCUUGAACGGCCCCGUAUGGGCUGUGCAGGUAUGCGAUUUGGUCGAAAUGUUCCGAGACAACAUACCGGGGCUCCAACUCACGAACAAUUGAUGAACCCAAAUCCCCGCAUUAUAAGCGAAAGGCUGCUUGCCAGAAAGCCCGGGACUUUCAAACAAGCUACAAUUGUCAAUCUGCUGGCCGCCGCCUGGAUCCAGUUUCAAGUCCAUGACUGGCUCCAGCACUUUAAUAGCACGGAGCAGCAUGAGAUUCCUCUACCUCAAGGCGACAAGUGGCCGGAGAAGCCCAUGAAAAUCGACAAAACGCAGCCUGAUGAGAUACUUGGCGAUGAAGAUGUGGGAUAUCCUGGCUAUAAGAACCAGAACACACACUGGUGGGAUGGCAGCCAGAUAUACGGCUCUUCAGAGGCAAAGACGGCCAGUCUCCGUUCCCAGUGCAAAGACGGUAAACUCAAGAUUGAUCUUAUUCAUGGUCAAGACUUCCUGCCCCGUGGUGAAGAUGGUAUACCCCUAACCGGCUUCAACACGAACUGGUGGCUCGGACUCGAACUGAUUCACACCCUUUUUGCCAUGGAGCAUAAUUCUAUCUGCAAUCACCUUCGCAGCGCCAACCCUGACUGGACUUCCGACCAGCUCUUCGAUACCGCUCGGCUGAUAAAUUGCGCACUGAUGGCCAAGAUUCACACUGUCGAGUGGACUCCGGCGAUCCUCGCGCACCCAACAAUCCAAAUUGCCAUGGACGCGAACUGGUCAGGUAUUGUCGGCGAGAAACUCGGGAAGAUCUUUGGCCGUAUCUCCAAGAGCGAAACCAUUAGCGGAAUUCCUGGUUCUGUGGCAGAGCAUAACGACACUCCUUUCUCUCUAACGGAGGAAUUCACUUCGGUCUACCGUCUUCAUCCUCUGAUACCAGACGAUAUUGCAUUUUUCAAUGUCCGGUCUGGUGUUCACAAAGCCACCCUUCCAAUUCAGGACGUGGCCUUUGAAAAAACCCGCGAACCCUUUGAUUCCGGUCUCACUUUUGCUGACGUUUUUUACUCAUUCGGUAUCAACUAUCCUGGAGCCAUCACCAUUCAGAACACUCCCAAUUUCCUGCGCGACCUUCACCUACCUGACGGCCACCACCUGGAUUUGGGCACCAUCGACAUUCUACGCGAUCGCGAACGAGGCGUACCCCGCUAUAACCAAUUCCGUCGUCUCUUCCACAUGCCACCCGUCCGAUCGUUCGAGGCCCUUACUGGGGGCAAUAUAUCACUUGCCGCCGAGCUGCGCGAGAUAUAUAAUAGCGACCUCGAAAUGGUGGAUCUGUUAGUCGGAUGUCUAUGUGAACCGCUACCCCAGGGUUUUGGGUUUAGCGACACUGCCUUCCGGGUGUUCAUCCUCAUGGCUAGUAGGCGGCUAAAAAGUGAUCGAUACAUCGCGACGGACUGGAAACCUGAAGUUUACACCCAUGAGGGUUUAGCCUGGGUUCAGGAUAACACGAUGAAGGAUGUUUUGUGCCGCCAUUUCCCUGAGCUGAGGGCGCCGUUGAGGAAUGUACAAAAUGCGUUUGCGCCAUGGGAGAAGGUGGGCAGAAGUAAGGAAUAUGCGGGGAAGGAAACUAAUGCUUGA
Molecule: messenger RNA, 1851 nt
Organism: Endocarpon pusillum Z07020
Lineage: Eukaryota; Fungi; Ascomycota; Eurotiomycetes; Verrucariales; Verrucariaceae
Exons: 2
Coding region: 1-1851 (616 amino acids)
Biological process (GO): response to oxidative stress
Molecular function (GO): peroxidase activity; oxidoreductase activity, acting on single donors with incorporation of molecular oxygen, incorporation of two atoms of oxygen; heme binding
Source: RefSeq, a predicted model, not a curated record